CGUUCUGGGCAUUUCGUUUGUAUUCCGAUCCGCUAUUUACACAUUCCAAGAUUUCAGGCUCUUUCUUGUUUAAUAAUUGUAAACUGUCGUUGUGCAGUUUUCAUAGCACAUGCAGUACUGUGUAAACUGAAUAGUGAAUACUAAUCUCUUUCCACAACGGAAUCUACUGUGAAACGUAAAAAUGUCAACAUCCACGGAUCCGAGUAACCGGGUUUAUCGGGAUAUCUGGAUCCUUCUCCAGGAACUGGGAGUUCCCGAUUCGUUCGUUCAGGAUUUCGAAAGAAAUGGACGGGUUAAGAUCUCUGCGUUAAACUGCAACGUCGUGCAGCUGCUACGGAGAUAUUAUGGUACGCGCACGGUGGACCAAGGAAUGUCUUUACACGAGAACACGGCGAUGCAGAGGAAGAAGAAACACCCAUCGAAAAAGAGCGUGAUAGCGUCGCAGCCUAAUCGAAGCAAGUCUGGAUCCGAAGCGGUGCGAAAGCCCAUGAAGACGUCAAUGCAGCUGCCGGUGGAUAAUUCCUUUCCCAAGUGGCUGACGGAGACCGUACCCAAACCGUUCCCGUACUUUCCGCAGAUCGGGGAUGUGGUGUACUAUUAUCAGGAGGCACAUGAGAAGUAUGUUAAUCAGUUAGCGGACGACGGCGUUUCAUCCAAAUUAUUCAAAGGAAUGCCUAAACCGCACUGGAAUUUUAUGGAAGUGGAAAAGCUGGAAAUUGUUGCUCUAAAGUUUGUCAACGUCAUUGUCAAGCUGCCGGCACAGGGCGCUCCCACGAUCCACCACCUAGCCGAGAUUAAAGUGAAACGCAGACUCACUCCACCGAAUGGGAGGACGUUCAAGAUCAGCUUUCACGAAAUGCCUGAUAUCGAAGAUUUUCUUGUGCCGGAGCACCAUGUGCUGCGGUGUCAGACUGAAAUGUGGCAAGAAGGAGACCGCGUGAGAAGUCUGUUUUGGGACAAAGGCGAACUUCGUUGGUACAAAGGCACCAUUGACUCCGUGAUGCCCGAGGCACCCGGCAUGUACCACAUGCUUAAAGUCAGGUGGGACGGAUCAGAAGAUGCUGAACCGAUUAGUCCAUGGGAGCUCUAUUUAAUUACGUCAGAAGAAGACAGAUCACUAGAAGACGGUACCAUUGUGACCGCCGCCGAACUGCGUAGCAUGGCCUACCAACCAACACCGGCUGACUGGAAUAACUGCGAUCCUGCCACGGAAAUGAACAGCAUUCUGGAACAACUGCACACCGUGUCCGUGCUGCAGGACCGGAAUCGUUCAUCGCCCCGAUUGACCUGGAGCGCUAUCCGGAUUACAUGAUGGCGAUAGCGUAUCCUGCAGAUUUGAAUACUAUCCGGCAACGCUUGUCGCAGCAGUUUUAUAGACAUAAAGCAGCCCUGAUAUUCGACUUCGAACAGAUCGCCAGCAACUGCGAAAAGUACUAUGGAAAUGCACUGCAGAUUUCUAUGCACGCCAACAUCAUUGCUGACAUUUGUACCGAUAUUACCAAUGAUCCGUCGAUAUCGAUUGUUCGGGGAUCAGAAUACCUUGAACGCAUGAAGAAGAAAUGGCGCACCGAAUUCGAAGGUCGUAAGAAGGCUGAGACUGCAGCUGCAAGGCGUCGCGCCUCACCCAACCCUAGCACCUUCGCUGACUCGUCCAUCUUAUCGGAUUCCGACGAAGAGAAAUCCGCCAAAGAUAAUAACAACAGCGAGUCCUCAAAGCAGACGGACGAUGACGAGUCUAGCGACGUGGAAGUGGAUGCGGAGCCGCCCGCCGGCCGAAGAUACGUCGGAAGCGCCCAGUGAGGACGACGAUGAUGACGACGAACACAAUCACGGUCAGAAGGUCCGUUCCCAGCAGAAAGAAGCCGUGCUGAGCCGCUUGGCCGCUCGUCUGAUGAUGGCCGAUCGUCGGACGGAUUACUCCCGAGGUCCGGGGCAGCUGCGACGGGAUUCCAUGUCGGAUGAAUCGAAGAUGGGUCAUCACCGUGCCAGCCCCCGGAAAGCGGUUAAACCAGCGAAACCACACCGUCCCAUGGCGCGAGAGACGGUCGACAGCGCGGCUAAACCGUUGCAUAAAAAAACCGCCCAGGGGAGCGGUGUGAGUGCAGCCCGAUCGCAAGGUGGCCGCGGCAAGCGGCGGCAUUACAGCGAUGACGAAUCGGAUUUGGAGACGAAUCCCCAUAGCCCGGCGCAAAGCGGGCGUUGAUCGGAAUCCGUGGUUUCGCGGUGAACACGCGCAAUGGAGGGAAAGUGAGCUGGCCGACGCAAAAGUCGUGAGCUGUGAGAUGAUCGCUGGCGUUUAUGGAGGAUCAUGGUAUAAUUUCAUUAUCGUUUUAAAGAAAAAUGCUACUGUACUGGUUGUGGAAUGUUUACUUUAAUCGCUCAUCAUACUAUCUUUGGUUUCUUUUUUUUAACUGCUUAAUAAAGAAAUACUUACUGUAGUCAGUUAUUACAAAUGAUCUGCUUGUAUAAGUAUUCACUUGCUUAAAUUCGUUAGCUUUGUUUUCCAGUAACAUGGGGUUGUGAAUCGAAGAUGGUUUACGGUAUCAGCAA
Paramacrobiotus metropolitanus is the source of this 2550-nucleotide messenger RNA. Its product is annotated as bromodomain and WD repeat-containing protein 3-like. Lineage: Eukaryota; Metazoa; Tardigrada; Eutardigrada; Parachela; Macrobiotidae. The record is from RefSeq and is a predicted model, not a curated record. The coding region runs from base 182 to 1312 and encodes 376 amino acids. Gene Ontology annotation, cellular component: nucleus. Gene Ontology annotation, biological process: regulation of cell shape; regulation of transcription by RNA polymerase II; cytoskeleton organization. The transcript is spliced from 7 exons.